Messenger RNA from Myotis daubentonii (Daubenton's bat), 3904 nucleotides. RefSeq lists its product as uncharacterized. Gene Ontology annotation, biological process: regulation of transcription by RNA polymerase II. The record is from RefSeq and is a predicted model, not a curated record. NCBI's taxonomy places the organism in Eukaryota, Metazoa, Chordata, Mammalia, Chiroptera, Vespertilionidae. Gene Ontology annotation, cellular component: nucleus. Gene Ontology annotation, molecular function: RNA polymerase II cis-regulatory region sequence-specific DNA binding; DNA-binding transcription activator activity, RNA polymerase II-specific.
CUCUGCUGGGCGGUUGAGAAAACUACAUUACCCAGAAAGCAAUGCGCCCGCGCAGGGCGUUUUUGUGCAAGAGCAUGCGGUUAGGGCGGGACUUCCGGAGUCUUCUUCCCGGUGGACAUUUUGACUUUUUCAAACUGUUCGCCGGCUCCCGGGCUUCUGCGCGCCCAUCGGUAGGAGGAGGAGGGGACGGGGAGGCAGCGCCCCGCGGGGCAGGGUGUGUCUGAGCCUGUGGCGCCGCCACCUUCGAUUUUGGGGCGUCCGAGGCUCCCCGACUCCUCUCCGCCGACAGAGGCCCCUCGGCUUCACCCCAUCGGACUCUCCAGCCUCGGGGCGGCGCCGCUCGGGUCCCGCCGCCCAGGGCGCAGCGUCCAGCGCAGGUAUGAGAUAUUUUAGAGACCAGUUCAUGACCAUCUGGGACUCUGAAGAUUAGUUCAAGAUGAUGACUACUUAAAAAAAUAGUUAAGAGUAUGGACCAUGGAGGAGUUGUGGAUUACCUUUUUUUAUUAUUAUUAUUGGAGGUGGAAGAGUAAUUCAAAGAAGGAUAUGGACUUUGAGGACGUGGCCAUUGCCUUCUCUCAGGAGGAGUGGGGGCUCCUCGAUGAGGCUCAGAGACUGCUGUACUGCGAUGUGAUGCUGGAAGUGUUUGCGCUCGUCUCAUCUGUAGGUUGUGGGCAUAAAAUGGAUGAUGUGGAGGCCUGUUCUGAGCAGAGUGUAUCUGUACAAGUGGAGUCACAGGUCAGGGAUUCUGAGACAGAGCCAGCAACCCAGAGGAGCCAUGUGUGUAAGCGGUGUUUCUCUGUGUUAAAAGACAUUCUCCACCUGACUGAGUCACAGGCAGCAUACCUUGAGCAGAAAGCCUUCUUCAGGGACGCAUGUGUGAGAGACUUCUGUUUCAGUGCAAACCCUCACCUGCAACAGAGGGAAGCAGGUGGAGAGAAGCCCUGGAAAGAAGUUGUGCCCAUGGCCUCGUUUGGGACCAGGUGCAGCUUCAACAUAUCAGGGCAGCCUUCAUCCAGUAGGGAGGGUGGGGAAGACUACCCAGCCAUCUCAGAGCAUGUCCAGCACCAGGCCCCUCUCCACACUGAGGAGCCACACAGUCCUAGUAAGAUUUCAGAAGAAUUUCUCGAAAGGACAAGGCAUCACCAAUGGGAUGAUUGUAAUAAAACAGCCAGCCACAACCAGAACCUUGUUCACCAUCAGGGCAUCUGCUCUGGGGAAGAGAAAUAUGAGUGUAAUACACGUGGGGAAGUUCUUACAUGUAUCUUUAACCUCAACAGACAUAGGAGAGUUCACACUGGAGAAAAGUCCUAUGAGUGCACUGACUGUGGGAAGCUGUUCGAUGACAGGUCUACCCUCACUAGACACCGCAGAGUUCACACAGGAGAAAAACGGAAUGAGUGCAGUGAAUGUGGGAGGUCAUUCAGGCAAAAGUACACUCUCACAGAGCACCAGAGAGUUCACACUGGACAAAAGCCAUAUGAGUGUAGUGAUUGUGGGAAGUCAUUCACACGAAAGUUCAUUCUCACAGCGCACCACAGAGUUCACACUGGAGAAAAACCGUAUGAGUGUAGUGAUUGUGGGAAGUCAUUCAGGCAAAAGCCCACUCUCACAUUGCACCAAAGAGUUCACACUGGACAAAAGCCAUAUGAGUGCAGUGAUUGUGGUAAGUCAUUCAGGCAUAAGCCCACUCUCACAGAGCACCAGAGAGUUCACACUGGAGAAAAGCCAUAUGUGUGUAGUGAUUGUGGGAAGUCAUUCAGGCAUAAGUCCACUCUCAAAGAGCACCAGACAGUUCACACUGGAGAAAAACCUUAUAUGUGUAGUGAAUGUGGGAAGUCAUUCGGGUAUAAGUCCAAUUUCACAGUGCACCAGAGAGUUCACACUGGAGAAAAACCUUAUAUGUGUAGUGAAUGUGGGAAGUCAUUCAGGAAAAAAAUCAGGCUUACACAGCACCAGAGAAUUCACACUGGAUAAAAGCUGUAUGAGUGUAGUGAGUGUGGGAAGUCCUUCAGCAGAAGCUCUACUCUCAUUUGACAUCACAGAGUUCACACUGGAAAAGGGCCUCAUGAGUGUAUUGAAUGUGAGAAAUCUUUUCACUAUAAAUCUGUCCUCCUUUAACACUUGAGAGUACACACAGGAGAAAAGCUUUAAAUGUGCAGGGACUUUUCAUUCUCACUCAGAAUAGCAACACUGAAGGAGAAGCAUUUACCUGAAUAGGAUCCCCUUUCAUCAGAACGUACACUCUGCUACAUUCCUCCUAAGUUUCAGGUACAAUUGAGGUUUUCAGAAACUGCAUUGCACCUGCUAACCUACUCAGGCCUAUGCCCUGAUUGAUAUCACUGUGAAUAUUUGUGUACAAAUGAUCUUACGUCUACCAUCUGGCUCACCUGUAUAUUGUGCAUCAGUAGUAAUCCUGGCACAAUCUGGGGUUGUGCUUGAGAAAAUUAUGAAUUUUAUGAAAAUUAGGAAAUUACUCAAAGCUCCUGGGUGGAUCUUCAUUCCUUUAUUUCUGACCAGAGAAUUGACCUGACCCAGGUUUCAUCCAGAGCACCCUCCUCAGCGAAGUGCUUCCUCUUUCAGGGACAUUGUGGGUCUCACAUUGUGCUGAGAGGAAGUGUUUCAGGUUCCAAUUCAUCAAUCUCCAAACCGUGCUGUUCUCUGCUUUGGUUUAUGAUCUUUAUGUGAAGCUGUUUUUCCUUUAAUUUUGUUGGUUCUAGUCUCUCCCUGGGAUGAUUGAAACUAAAGUUGUGAUGUGUCAGCAUGGACACGUGAACGGAUAUGGUGGGUCCUAAACUUUCUGUGCUUUGUAAGGCACAGCUUGAUGGCAGAAAAUCACUCUUUCUCCAAUAGUGGCUGAUUUUACAUUGCUGAGCAAGGCCUUGAGAGAGAGUGUGCAUGACUUUAUGGUUCUAAUUUGCUGUCUGUUGCCUCUUAUAUAGUAGAGCCAAUGGUCACCCUGAACAGGCAGCCUUUAUUGUGCUUCUGUGAAUGAUUUGAAGUAUAUCCUCUGUUCACAGUAUGUAUUACACAAGUGUCAGCAAUGUUCAGGGGAAGUACUCUCCAUGUGCUCCAAAGAGGCCAUGUGUCACAAUGUAUGAGAUUUCAUAGGCUGGUGUCAUUUGCUCUAAGACUCUGAGGUGGAAUUAGUUUGCGAGAUAAACACUGUUUUGCUAUUCGUGGCAGACACUGCAGUUAAACUGGUUAAAAAGUGUCUCUUUUGAACAUAAAUCCAAAUUAUUUCAGGUCCUGUGGCUUGUAUGAUCUUUGAGACCAUUCUGAGGACCUCCAUCACUAUUUCCUGUGGCUGGCGUCCCUGGCAGACAAAAGAAUCUCAUGGUUGUGUGGAUUCCCCUUGCCCCCUAGGGUAUUCACAUCAAGUUGUUGCUCAACAGGCAGGAACUCACAGCUAGAGGAAGGAUAAUGCUGUAGUCAGUCCCAGGAUGUGUCUUUUGUAACCAGUCAGCAUUCCUGUUGAUUCCAGUGACCAUAGUCUUCCCUACUUGACAACAUUUGCUGCCACUGAGGCCAGUCUCGUCCUCCCAGGAAAUGAGAACUGACAUGCAACAAAGUGCACCUUUCUCAGGUGUGCAAUUGGGUGAGCCCUGACCUAGAGAUAAAGCUGUGAAACUAACAUGUGAAGUAAACUCACCUGUAACUCAUACACAGGGUGGGGCAACCAUAGGCUCACAGUUGAAAGUUCAGAAAACACAGAGAUUAUUCUUUUAAAAAAUAUUUUAGAAAAUAAUUUUAUUCUUUUUGGGGGGGAGAGAGAGUAAGAGACUGAAGAGAAAGGUAAACAUAGAUCUGUUGCCUCCUGCAUGCGCCCUACUGGGGAUCCAUUGGGAGAUGUGCACUGACCUGGAAUCAAACCAGAGACCUUUCAGUGAAUGGGGUCACACCCAAU